Ixodes scapularis (black-legged tick) is the source of this 2062-nucleotide messenger RNA. It is a transcript of the gene Sgsh, whose product is annotated as N-sulphoglucosamine sulphohydrolase. The transcript has 7 exons. NCBI's taxonomy places the organism in Eukaryota, Metazoa, Arthropoda, Arachnida, Ixodida, Ixodidae. The record is from RefSeq and is a predicted model, not a curated record. The coding region runs from base 460 to 2007 and encodes 515 amino acids. Gene Ontology annotation, molecular function: N-sulfoglucosamine sulfohydrolase activity. Gene Ontology annotation, biological process: heparan sulfate proteoglycan catabolic process; glycosaminoglycan catabolic process.
AGUUCCGCAACUGAUAUGGCACGCGGCGGCCAAGACGGACGUGUCUGCCGCCUUGCGGCGCCUCUUGUCAAACUUCAGUGCGUUUGCCGCAUGGGGCGGGUCGGUCGGGGAUCCGCUCACGAUGACGUCAUGUGCAGGCAUUAUCUUCUAAGUGGUGUUGGUCGGAGGCACCCCAUGCGGAACUUUUACCGCACCGGCUAGCGCCAGGUUCGGAUAGCUCAUGUAUCCGCCCCCCGUGCUUUCGACCUUCGGAGCAUUGCGCCCGUGUUCAAACGUGCUGUACGCUCACGGUUGUUCACCACAGUUGUCUGCCCUAGCGACACGGUGCUUCAAACAUCGGUUGACACGCGCGGUACACGGCAAUCCAGAGGCACGGACUGUGUGAAGCGCGUCUGAAAUAGAACCCGAUAACUUCCUUAUCUGGGCCGGAAGAUUGUCGGUGAACCUUGGAAAGAAGUCAUGCUGCCGCGUCUCUUUUACGCUUUGCUAAUCGCCCUCUGCCUUGUGAAGUUCGUAGUGCCUCAAAAGCAGAAGAACGUGCUCCUCAUCCUUGCCGACGAUGGAGGCUUCGAGACCGGGGUGUACAACAACACAGUCUGCCAGACGCCCCACUUGGUCGAGCUGGCCAAAAGAGGAGUGGUCUUCGACAGGGCCUUCACCUCCGUGAGCAGCUGCUCCCCGAGCAGGGCGUCCCUGCUCACGGGGCUCCCGCAGCACCAGAACGGCAUGUACGGACUGCACCAGGGCGUGCACAACUUCCAGUCCUUCCCGCAAGUGCGGUCGCUGCCCGGGAUCUUGGCACAGCAUGGAAUCCGGACUGGAAUUGUGGGAAAGAAACACGUGGGUCCGGAGGUGGUGUACCCGUUUGACUUUGCCCACACCGAGGAGAACAACUCGAUCCUGCAAGUGGGCCGGAACAUCACCAGGAUCAAGCACCUCGUCCGGAAGUUUCUCUCUGCCAACGAAUCCAAGCCAUUUUUUCUGUACGUGGCCUUUCAUGACCCCCACCGUUGCGGGCACACGCACCCGGAGUACGGCCAGUUCUGCGAGAAGUUCGGCGACGGCAGCAUCCCGGGCAUGGGCCACAUGCCGGACUGGACGCCGCAGCGCUACGAGCCCGCCGACGUCAGCGUGCCUUACUUCGUGCAGGACACUCCGGCGGCCAGAGAGGACAUUGCCGCCCAGUACACCACCGUCGGGCGGAUGGACCAAGGGAUCGGCCUGGUGCUGCAGGAGCUGGAAGCUGCCGGCUUCGGAGACGACACCCUGGUCCUGUUCUCGUCCGACAACGGGGUCCCUUUCCCCAGCGGCAGGACCAACGUGUACGAGCCGGGCAUCCGUGAGCCGUUCAUCGUUUAUGACCCAACGCGGCCGGGCUCCGCAGGAAAGAGAUCGGAUGCCAUGGUGAGCCUUCUGGACGUCACGCCGACUGUCCUGGACUGGUUCGGCAUUCAGCCACCCGACUACGACAUCUUCGGCAAGCCCGUGAUCUUAACGGGGGCCUCUGUCCUACCGCUGGUCGGAGCUGAUGGCGGCGGCGAGGGGGCCUCCGGCGAAGAACGAGCCGUCUUCGCAAGCCACAACCUUCACGAAGCAACCAUGUAUUAUCCCAUGAGGGCCGUCAGGAGCCGGGGCUUCAAGCUCAUCCAUAACCUUGGAUUCAAGAUGCCGUUUCCGAUCGACCAGGACUUUUAUGUGUCACCCACCUUUCAGGACAUCCUCAACCGAACGCGCGAAGGGAGGCCCCUGCCCUGGACCAAGACCCUGCGGUGUUACUACUACAGGGACCAGUGGGAGUUGUUCGACCUCGACCACGACCCGAGGGAAGCGGUGAACCUCGCCAAAGACCCCGUCCACUCGGCCGUCUUAGAGGCGCUCCAGACCCAGCUCCUCAAAUGGCAGCAGAUCACCCACGACCCCUGGAUGUGCGCCCCUGACGGCGUCCUGCAGGAUAGCGGACUCUACAAAGAACAUCCCCAGUGCUUCCCAUUACUCAACGGUCUCUGAUACCUGGAGUCCAUCUUACGGGGACAUGAUUCCAUAUAGGUUUUGUCUUCCUGGU